AUGGAAUCAGACAACCUUAAUAACAACAACAACAUUGACAACAUGAAAAACGACAAUUGUGACGACAAAACCUUUGUUCCUGAUUCAAAAGAAGGAAGCUUUCUAGGAAAAAGAAGCAUUGCUGAGAGAAGGGGUUUCAAUUCCAAUGCUGCAAGAAUCAACACAGCACUCUUUCGCACUUCAACUUCAACAACCCCUUCACUUUCCCCUGUAGCUCGAUCACCUCGUCUCACUAUUCCUGUUGGCAUUAGCCCCACUGCGUUGCUUGAUUCUCCCAUCAUGCUUCCAAAUUCUCAGGCCAUGCCUUCUCCCACCACUGGCACAUUCUUCACGGUGCCACCUCCUAGUCAUGAAGGAUCAGUGAUCACACUUGAACAAGGGAAUGUGGAUGUGCCCACUGUCUCUGAUGCUGCUGCCUCCUUCAAAUUCAAGCCUCGUGUCCAUUUAGAUCCUAAUCCUUUUCCUCCUCCCUACUCUGAUUCUCUAACUCAGGUUUCUAGUAAUUUCCACACAGUAAAGGGAGAAAAUAGAGACAGCCAACUACCUGUUCAAGUUCAACCACCAUUGAAUUUUUCAUUCCCAGCAGAUUUUCCAAAAGGCCAUUCUGCAAAAAUUAAUGAAGUCCAUUCCUACAAUGAUAUGAAAAUGGUAAAUGAUGCUAUUGUUAAGGCUAAUACUGUUGAGAUGCCACUGUUUGGCUCUGAGGAAGUUAGUGAUGAAAGUGUUUUGCCUAAAAAUGCUGUCCAUGAUGAGGAAAUUAGUGGACAACCCUUUUCAGAAGGGGAACAGAAAGAGACAUCCAACGCAACAGCAGCAGUAAGGACCUCAGAGGAUGGUUACAAUUGGAGGAAAUAUGGACAAAAACAGGUAAAAGGUAGUGAGUAUCCCAGAAGCUACUACAAAUGCACACAACCUGAUUGUCCAGUCAAGAAAAUGGUGGAAAGAUCCCAUGAUGGCCAAAUAACAGAAAUUAUUUACAGGGGUUAUCAUAACCAUGCCAAACUGCACCCUGGUCGCCGAGCAUCAACACUUUCUACUGAUGAGAUGUCAGACAUGGGUGAAGACAGUACCUUUGCAAAAAUUGAUGGUGGGUUGGUUUGGAGAAACAUUCAAUCAGGAGUAAAACAUGCAAAACACAAUUUGCAUGGGAAGGCUGAUGGUCAAGAAAGGACAUCAUCAACUUCUGUUGCGACCGAGCUAUCGGAUCCUAUAUCAACUAACAAAGCUAAAUCUCUAAAUAUGUUUGAAUCAGAGGACACUCCCGAGCUUUCUUCUACACUUGCUAGUCAUGAUAAUGAAGAAGAUGGAGCCACUCAAACCCUCACAUCAGUUGAAGAAGAUGCUGAGGAUGAUGAAUCAGAAUUGAAAAGAAGGAAGAAAGAUAGCUACUCAGUUGAACCAAAAUUGCCUCCUAGAGCUGUUCGUGAGCCAAGAGUGGUAGUCCAAAUUGAGAGUGAUGUGGACAUACUUGAUGAUGGUUAUCGCUGGCGUAAGUAUGGCCAGAAGGUUGUCAAAGGAAAUCCAAAUCCUAGGAGCUACUACAAAUGCACGAGUGCUGGAUGUACGGUAAGGAAACACGUGGAAAGGGCUUCACACAAUCUAAAAUAUGUAAUUACUACUUAUGAGGGAAAGCAUAAUCAUGAAGUGCCCACUGCUAGAACCAACAAUCAGAUGAACUCGAGUGAUGGCGGUUUACCUCCGAAUGGUGCUAAUGGGCAAGUGGCUCUCACAUUACCAGGAAGUGCUGGUAUUCCAAAGCCUGAAACUCAUCAAACUCUUGCACCUCAUUUUGAUAGAAAACCUGAAUUUAGCAGCGAUUUCUUAAGGCCUAGUUUGGUUGGAAGUUUCAGUAAUGAUAUGAAGUUUGGGCCUUCUUCCAUAUGCCAAAUGAAGUAUCCUUCCUUGAAUAAUACCAUGCCUUAUGGCUCCUAUGGACUGAACCCUGACCGUUGUGCUGCCCCUCAAGCUGGAUCUAUUGCCUCAAUGUUCCCUGAUUUUCCAAUGCCACUACCAUUGAAUCUCCCCUCAUCUGGAAACUUUUCUCUUUCUGGACUCAAUUUUAACUGUGUAAAACCAAUGAAUCCUGUCCAGUCUUUUCUUUCCCCUCAGCAGGUAAAGGAGAUUGAUACAGGAUUCCUAAGGCCUAAACAGGAACAAAAGGAUGAUACCAUAUAUGGCACAUGCUUACCCCCAAUUGAUCAUGCAAACGCUUCACUCACUUAUUCAGCAACUACACCAUCCAUUUAUCAGCAUGUCAUGCAAAAUUUCCCUUCCUAA
This is a messenger RNA of Abrus precatorius (Indian licorice), 2277 nucleotides long. Its product is annotated as probable WRKY transcription factor 20. Gene Ontology annotation, biological process: regulation of DNA-templated transcription. The transcript has 5 exons. The coding region runs from base 1 to 2277 and encodes 758 amino acids. The record is from RefSeq and is a predicted model, not a curated record. Gene Ontology annotation, molecular function: DNA-binding transcription factor activity; sequence-specific DNA binding. NCBI's taxonomy places the organism in Eukaryota, Viridiplantae, Streptophyta, Magnoliopsida, Fabales, Fabaceae.